AUGGACUCAGAGAAGGAGCAAAAUGUUUUGAUUGACCUUGGCAUCCCUUCAGAGAAUGCUCAACCCACUACACAACCGUCAACAGCAAGCCAUGACUUGGCAGAGAAGACGCAAGAGCUGGACCUGAACGAGAAGCAACCAGAGAAGGAGAAGGAGAAAGAGAAGGAAAGAGUGCGCUCGCCAACACCUCCACCACCGCCACCGAAGGAUGACAAGUUCCUGCGCCAACAGUAUCCGAAUGCUCCGGACGACGAGCUUGCCAACAUCAUGGACGAAAUGGACGACGACGUCGCAGACCCAGCCUUGCAGAAGAUCAUGUCACCUCGCCUUGACAUGUCGAACCUACCCAUGCGCACCUCGAGUCUAGAUCCGUCGCCCUCACCGAGCGCAAUGACAAGCCCGAAACUGCAGCGUACACAAUCUCGCGACAGCUACAUCUUCAGCCCCGCCGCUGCUCGUCCUGGCUCUAUCUCUGGUGUCAGCAUUCAACAGCCUGACCGUACCGACUCUCCUCGUCCCGCAUCCUCAAUCUUCCAGCCACCGCCGCCCUCUCCCGAUCACGAGCCCGCUCUUCCUUUCGAUUUCCACCGCUUCCUCGAACAACUCCGCCAUCGUACAGCCGACCCCGUCGCCCGCUUCCUUAGAUCCUUCCUUAAUGAGUUUGGCAAGAAACAGUGGGCCGUCCACGAGCAGGUCAAGAUCAUUUCCGACUUUCUCGAGUUCAUUUCCAAAAAGAUGGCACAAUGCGAGGUAUGGAGGACUGUUAGCGAUGCCGAGUUCGACAAUGCUAGAGAGGGUAUGGAGAAGCUGGUCAUGAACAGACUCUACUCGCAGACCUUUUCGCCUGCCAUUCCUGCUCAAGAAGUCAGCUCUCCCACAAAGAAACGCUUCCGCCAUCAAACACAUUCGCCUCACGGUCCAGGCAGGAGGGGUCAGCAUCAGGAAGAUGUAGAAAGAGACGAGGUGAUUGCACAAAAGAUUAGAAUCUACGGCUGGAUCCGAGAGGAACAUCUUGACAUUGCCCCCAUCACCGACAAAGGCCGUCGCUUCCUCGUCCUGGCACAGCAAGAGUUGCUCAAGAUCGGCUCGUAUCGCGCCCCUCGCGACAAGGUCAUCUGCAUUCUCAACACGUGCAAAGUCAUCUUUGGCUACCUCAAGAACAACAAGAGCGAUCAGUCGGCCGACGCCUUCGUGCCGCUUCUCAUCUACACCGUCCUCCGCGCCAACCCCGACCAUCUUGUCAGCAACGUGCAAUACAUCUUACGCUUCCGGAAUCAGGAUAAGCUNGGGGGAGAGGCCGGAUACUAUAUUUCCUCCUUGAUGGGUGUUGUGACGUUCAUCGAGAACCUCGACCGUACCAAUUUGACUAUCACGGAUGAGGAGUUCGAGAAGAACGUCGAGGCUGCUGUAAGCCAAAUCGCAGAAGGCCAUAAAGCAGACGAGUACGAAGCCUCGAUGCACGAUAAGGCCACCGCAAGUUCGUCACACUCCACACACCCUCAGUUGAACGAGAAGAGCAGUCUGAGCAGGCCCGAAGUAAACACAAGGAACAGCACCGAGGGUGAGCGAACACCAUUACAUAGAGGAGGCAGCGUACGUUCCAAGAACUCUGCUGGCGAACCCGAAGAUGAAAACGCGGCUGUGACAGGACUCCUUCGCACGAUUCAGAAGCCCUUGUCCACCAUCGGCCGCAUGUUCAGCGACGACAGUCAACCCUCAUCUUCAUCNCCCCGACAGCUUCCUACACCUCAACCCAUCUCUACACCCAGGUUGUCCCCUGGCUUGCCAGCACUACCGCAACACCGCAAGAGCGCCGAAGACACUCGUCGAUUGCGCAGUCCCGAACGACCGGAUGUUGAUCGAGCGAGGAGUUUCGAGUCUAGUCGCGGUCGUAGCUCUCAGGACUCAGCAGCAAGACAGGCGAGCACUGAUAUGGCAGAAGCCCAGAGGAUACAGGCGCAGGAACAUCAGGUCGUUGUUGAGUAA
This is a messenger RNA of Aureobasidium vineae, 1986 nucleotides long. Lineage: Eukaryota; Fungi; Ascomycota; Dothideomycetes; Dothideales; Saccotheciaceae. The record is from the annotation of a GenBank genome assembly.